AUGUUGAAGGCGUAUGCAAUCCAUUUCGACGACUUCGAUCCAAAAUCGGUACGCUUCAAAGUAGCAGAGGCCGGCACUGUGGUCGUCGUUAGAUAUGAGCCCGAAGGACGCAAUGAUGGCGACCGGGAGCAGGUCAAGGAAUAUAUCAUGAAAGAAUAUGGCUGCACAGCGCGAAAGGAUGGAACAGCCAACGAGAAGGCACAUGAUUAUACUUUCUUAAACCCCGAGGAGAAAAAAGCCGGUUUCUUGGUGUUCGACUUCCCGGUCCAUAAGGAAGCCUACCGAUGCCAAGAGGAGCUCGACGGGAAAAAGGCACUUGACAAGAUUGCUCUCCGCGUCGAAAAUCUCGCCGCUCGUGGUUUGCAGUUUUUUGACUAUUGUAGGCUCGAUAAUAAGAACAAAGACAGAGACGACUGGAUCGUAUGCGGGAGGGGGGAUAACAAGAACUGUGAAUUCCAUUGCGACGUCCCACAGGUGAAAGACUGA
This is a messenger RNA of Letharia columbiana, 486 nucleotides long. RefSeq lists its product as uncharacterized. The coding region runs from base 1 to 486 and encodes 161 amino acids. NCBI's taxonomy places the organism in Eukaryota, Fungi, Ascomycota, Lecanoromycetes, Lecanorales, Parmeliaceae. The record is from RefSeq and is a predicted model, not a curated record. The transcript is spliced from 4 exons.